Messenger RNA from Necator americanus (New World hookworm), 1701 nucleotides. RefSeq lists its product as uncharacterized. NCBI's taxonomy places the organism in Eukaryota, Metazoa, Nematoda, Chromadorea, Rhabditida, Ancylostomatidae. Gene Ontology annotation, molecular function: medium-chain fatty acid-CoA ligase activity. Gene Ontology annotation, biological process: fatty acid metabolic process. The transcript has 15 exons. The coding region runs from base 1 to 1701 and encodes 566 amino acids. The record is from RefSeq and is a predicted model, not a curated record.
AUGGUUCUGUUCGAUCAGGUCUACUGUAUCGACUACAAUGGCUGGAUCAGCGGAGCAUCCAAGCUUCCUCCUCCGAAACAGGUGGAUUUUUCAUCUCAAACAAUACCGGAGUUGAUCUAUACGAGAGCUGACAGCGAUCGAGUUGCAGCUGUUUUUGACGCUGAAAAAGUGUCACUCACCUUUUCCAAAGUGGUGACAGAGAUGGAAACUCUUGCUGCUGGCUUACUUUCUAUUGGGCUUGCACCUGGAGAUCGCAUUCUCAUUUGUGGAAGCAAUCACUCGCAGGUCUUCCUGUCCGCUCUCGCCGCCUCCAGAGCCGGUCUCGUCUUCUCUUUGGUAAACCCGAAUUUUGCGGAUGCGGACAGCUUUUAUCGUGCUUUGAAGUUGGGUGAAUUCCGUGCAGUGAUUUGUUUUCGCGCCACUGAAGCUCAGGACUAUCUACACACACUCCUCAAAAAAAUUACACCAGAGCUAUUACGGAGUCACAAAGGUCAACUGAAGAGCGUCAUAUUGCCGAAUCUCACUCACGUCAUCCUCGCUGAGGAAGAGCAUCGCCAUGGCGGAUGCUAUACACUUUCCGAGAUUUUUGGCCGGUCGUCCAAGGACAAAAUAGAAAGAUUGCCGAAUUAUGAGAAUUGGAGCAGUCACAAACUCGCGUGCUUACAGUUCACAAUGGGCACUACUGCCGAACCAAAAUUGGUCGCAAUAUCGCACUUCCAACUUCUCAACGGCGCUCGUGCAGUGGUGACAGCGUUUGGAAUCAAGAAGGACCAAACCCUCGCCUGUGCUCUACCACUUUUCCGCCUGCCUAUAUUCGCACUGGUCUGCCUCUCCCCAUUCCUUACCGAUUCGCGUUCAGUUUUUCCGGAGCCACAACCGCUACCGAGAAAUCUUUUCGCGUCUGUGAAGAAAUACAGAUGUUCCACUCUGCUCACAAACGGUGCUGCUCUACGUCUUCUCCUGAAGAUCAGUGAAACUCAAAAGGUCAAAUUGGAUAGUAUUGAGCAAAUCCUUCUUCUGGGUGAUAGAGUCUCUCAGGAUGCGCUCAAAAGCAUCCAGAAACAAGCGGAUAACGUCAAAAUUAUUGCGGUCGGAUAUAUGCUCACUGAAACCGGUUCAAUUCCCAUAAUGGGAGAUGCCACAACCGAUUUCACAAGGAUGGUCGGCCGAGCCAUAGCUGGAUAUGAGACCCAUCUAGCUCCGUUGACGGGAAAUGGCGAAGUGAAACCUGGACAACUUGGUCUUCUCCAGAUUCGCGUUUACUAUGGUAGCACGUUCAUGGGUUAUGCACCUGAUACUAGCGGCAAGGAAAAAUGGGUGGAUACUGGUGACGUCGCCCGCAAAGACGAAGAGGGAAGCAUUGAAAUUGUCGCUAACAAGGAGGAUUUGAUCUAUGACAAUAAUAACGGACUCGUCGAACAUUGGAAUAUAGAACGACUUCUGAAUCAGAAUGAUCUCAUUAAGGGAGUACAGGUGGUGUCAAUAGGCCGCGGUCAACCGGUAACAGCAGUUUGUGUGCUCAGAAAUUCUCAAACAAAUAUCUCCUAUGCUAUAUCUGAACUUGUGGCGAUGUGCAAGAAACAUAUGUUCCCCGUUCCGGAUCGAUUCGCCUUCGUUCAUGAUUUCCCCCGAAUACAUACGAAGAUUCAAAAGUAUCGAAUUCGUGAAAUGUUGCGAGAAGGAAGAAUUUCUAUUUUUUAA